AUGGUUGCGCCGGCAGUGCCAGAGAUCAUUGAAGAUGAUGAGAUCGGCCUCGCUGUCGACGCACGCACAGAGAGUCUACCGGGACUUCGCGAAUUGGGACCUCCGGAUCUUGUUCACCUGGUCAAGCAGAGCGUCAAAGCUGGCAACAAACAAACUGGAGUUUACCACCAUGUGACCGGUGUUGAUGCCUCAUCCUCCGCGAGCUUGGCUGCAUAUGUCAACACCCUGACUUUCAAUCCUGUUGACAAAACACACAAGGUGGUGUCGGGUCUGUACUGCUGUUACAAUGCUUUUUCGCAUCUAGACAUGAGGGUGGAAGUCAAAAUCCCAGGCAGUGUGGAGAGUUAUUGUGUAGAUGAAAGGGGUGACAGAAGAGUUGCAACCGAGAAUUUAUGGCUGGAGACAUUUCUCUGCGCAGUGCUGCGUGCAUAUUCAUACUCGGACAAUGGCAGCGGUGACACGAUAAAAAAGAUUAUUGGUGUCCGAAGGUUCAAUCCGAUUAUCAACACCGAGCUGGAGCACCGUUUCUUCGAGGCCGCCGAGCGAUUAUUCUUCAGCGGCCGUCAACUGGGGUCAGACCCCGAAAUUCAAAUCCCUAACGUGGUCUCCAACCAUCUCACUGCGGGACUGUUGAAAUACAUUCGAACGACAGGACGGUUCGCAUCAGGUAUCAACUUGUUCGAGAAGCUACGAACAAAGGACGUGGAGGUCUCGUCUUUGCUGGCGCGGGUGUUACUGGAUGGAGAUGAAGAGAUCCAAGCCGUGCGGCUCCUGCAUGAUUCCUUACAGGAUGUGCCGAUGGACUAUGCGCUUCUUGACUGUCAAGCUGCGUUCUGCCAGAGCAAAGGUGAGGGCGAAAUGGCUCUGGAACUGGCCAAGCAGGGAGUCACUGCGGCGCCCAGUGAAUUCAGCACCUGGGCUCGACUGGCCGAGGUCUAUGUUGACCUAGAACAGUGGGAUCUGGCCUUGCUUACCCUGAACUCGUGUCCUAUGUUUUCAUACCAGGACAAGGACUCGCCCAGAAUGCCUGAACCAAGUCGUGUGCUUCUCCCGAUCCUACCUGAGAGUGCCCUAGACGAAAUUGACGAGGGACAGCCCAGACAUGGAGAGCCGUACGAUCAAGUCCAUGUUUCAUUGCGAAAACUACAGGCGGCCACGUAUCAAGGGACAUUUUUGAAGGCGUACAGCUUGCUGACACGGAUCGCGGCCGCCAUCGGAUGGGACACACUCCUUAGGACGCGAAGUCAGGUUUUUGUGAUGGAAGAGGAGUACCGAACGGAGAAGCAGCACCAGGUGACUCCAAAGAUACCCACUAGCAAGAAUGCUAGCACAAUCGCCCUAUCCGGCACUCCGAAUGGCCACUCGAAAGCGGAUGAAAAUGGCGCAGACGAAGACGACGAGUCAGAAGAUGGCUCUGCUGUGGAAGAGCCGAAGAAAGCUGAUGAUGAGAAGAUUCUUGAUGGAUCCUCCUCCACUGCACCUACACUAAAUGGUGGUGUUGAUGAGAAUGAGAAUGCAGAGAUCAAAGCGCACCGAUCAAUGGAGAAACCAGUGCCCACGAUUGCAGCUGAGGAAGUCAAGUCGGGUAGCGACGAGCCAGAUACAUCCCAUGGACACUAUCCCCAAUUCCAGAACAAACGCCUGUGCGAGCGGUGGCUCGACAAUCUCUUCAUGGUGCUGUAUGAAGACCUCCGGAUAUACACAAUCUGGCGGACAGAAAUGGGCCAGUAUCGGCAACAACAAAUGCAGUACAAGAAAUCCGCCGCGGAGUGGGAGAUCCUGGGAGAUCUUGCUGAGCGGCUCCAUCACACAAACGAAGCUUUGGAAGCAUAUCAGCAAUGUCUGAACAUCAGGUUCUCGCCCAAAGCCAUGAAGGGUAUACUGCGCAUGUACGAGAAGAAAGGGGACACGAGAAAUGUCCUGGCAUGCUUGAUUCGACUAAUCACCUGGCAAUACCGGUGGUACUCGGAGUUUUCGCCCGAACUCUUCUACUCGAUACGGAAGCUCAUUGAAGAAGAAGGGGCCGUCAAGAUCCGCUCCAUCGUACAAAGCACCAAUCUUCCACAGCAUGUGCUGGAUUUGACUCACGAAUACUGUCGCCUGUGUGUUACUUUUAGAAGCAGCGGCACCGAUGGAUGA
This is a messenger RNA of Fonsecaea nubica, 2139 nucleotides long. RefSeq lists its product as hypothetical. Bases 1 to 2139 code for a protein of 712 amino acids. The transcript is spliced from 3 exons. The record is from RefSeq and is a predicted model, not a curated record. NCBI's taxonomy places the organism in Eukaryota, Fungi, Ascomycota, Eurotiomycetes, Chaetothyriales, Herpotrichiellaceae. Gene Ontology annotation, biological process: Golgi to plasma membrane transport. Gene Ontology annotation, molecular function: protein binding. Gene Ontology annotation, cellular component: exomer complex.